Molecule: messenger RNA, 1199 nt
Organism: Nematostella vectensis (starlet sea anemone)
Lineage: Eukaryota; Metazoa; Cnidaria; Anthozoa; Actiniaria; Edwardsiidae
Exons: 3
Coding region: 321-851 (176 amino acids)
Source: RefSeq, a predicted model, not a curated record
CGGGUAUUUAUUAAAUUGGUUGCGGUGUGGUUUACAAAAUGGGCUAAAUACGGCGGAUGGAUAAAACGAAUGAUUAUAUUAUUGUACGGGAAUAUUUUGGAAGUGUUCUGUGCUAGAUACUGAGGGGAUUGCGCUCGUGGUUAUACGAGUAAAAGAUGAAAAUAGAUGUCUCUGUUUCCGGUUCCUGCCAUUGUACAUCCGGGUAUUUAUUAAAUUGGUUGCGGUUUGGUUUACAAAAUUGGCUAAAUAUGGCGGAUGAAUAAAACGAAUGGCUAUAUUAUUGUACGGGAAUAUCUUGGAAAUGUUCUGUGCUAGAUAGGAUGACGGGGUGGCAUACGCUGAGAGAAUGGAGUGUUGGUGAGGAGCCAGACCUGCUGGAGGGCUCGACAGACGACGCGAUGAUCGAGAUGUCGAAUGCUGCUGUCGUUGAUGACGAUGUCUGCAUAGACCUGCUGGAAGGCUCGACAGACGACGCGAUGAUCGAGAUGUCGAAUGCUGCUGUCGUUGAUGACGAUGUCAACAUAGACCUGCUGGAGGGCUCGACAGACGACGCGAUGAUCGAGAUGUCGAAUGCUGCUGUCGUUGAUGACGAUGUCUGCAUAGACCUGCUGGAAGGCUCGACAGACGACGCGAUGAUCGAGAUGUCGAAUGCUGCUGUCGUUGAUGACGAUGUCAACAUAGACCUGCUGGAAGGGUCGACAGACGAUGCGAUUGACGCGAUAUCGAAUGCUGCUGUCGAUAUCGGAAGCAGUAUUUCGAGAUGGAGUCGCCGCUGUUUUUCGUCCAGACGUACGGACAGUAGAAAGUCUUACACGGACCGCUGCACAGAAUUGGCAAAGAUCCGGUCUUGACGUCUUCGCAUUUGACCAAGCGCUUAGUCAAUGAUUCAGACCCUGAAACCAACUGAACACUAACAGCAAGAAGUGAGAAAACUAAUAGAAUUUUCAUGAUACAAAUAAAGUGGCGUUCUUCUAUUGCUUAAAAUUUGAAACAGAUUUAUUUUAUAUCAAAACAACAUGCGCAUUUAUUAACCGACAGGGAUCCACGCAAAUUGUCACAUUGGCACAAAAAUAUAUAUUUUUACUUGCGUUCGAUUUAAUACUCCCAUGCAGAGAUAUUAUUUUGAUCUAUUAUAACAUAAUUUGAUUAGAAUUUUGUUUAUUUUCUUAUAUUAAUAAAAAUACUCGUUGAUUUUUCCA